Diaporthe citri is the source of this 981-nucleotide messenger RNA. RefSeq lists its product as uncharacterized. Bases 1 to 981 code for a protein of 326 amino acids. The record is from RefSeq and is a predicted model, not a curated record. The transcript has 3 exons. NCBI's taxonomy places the organism in Eukaryota, Fungi, Ascomycota, Sordariomycetes, Diaporthales, Diaporthaceae.
AUGUUCUCUCAACGACUUCUCACCCAGACCACCCUGGUCUCCCUCGCGUCGCUGGCGGCCUCGCAGUCUGCUAUCCAGUUCGACGGGCGUGUUCCCGCUGGCACCCAGCUCUCUGCUUUCGAUUCAGACAAUGGCCUGUUCAACCCGAGCAAUGUUUUCGGCAAGAACUUGACCUUUAGCCAGCUCUUGAAGUUUCCCGAUGUCCCCCCAUCUCUCUUUGACGUGGGCACUGUUCCCCUGGAGGUCACCAUCAGCGACCAAUCCAUUUUCGCCCCCAGCGCAGACAAUGUUCAACUGGGUUUCCGCCGUGCCGAGCUUCUGCCUGCCAGCAACAACGGUACCGACCCGUCUACCCAGGGCGUGAAGAGCCUUCACUUCAGUCUCAUGAAGGACACUGCUCGCCCCCUCAACCUCUCACACGAGUACCAGCUUGCAUUCGUGGAGAGCAACGACUUCAGCACCAACCAGUUCGUCCUCAAGACUGGCACCCUCCUGGACACCGCCACCCAGGGAGGUGUCGACCCGGACAGCCUGAUCCUGUUCGGCAACGUCAAGCAGAGCCAGAUCCUCUUCAACACCGCCUUCACCGAGGGCGUCUUCCACAACUUCGGCCUGACCCUGGACUUCAAUGCCAACACCACCCAGGUCUUCUACUCCACCGGCAACGACCCCCUCGCCCAGGUCACCGAGCCCCUGACCAACGACAUCAGCGGCCAGGGCCAGUACCACUUCGGCGUGCUCAAGAAGGGCGUCAACGGCGGCGCCGACAUCACCAAGGACGCCCAGCAGCCCACGGGGAUCGACGAGGGCAUCAUCUUCGGCGGCAUCCUGCAGGAGGACAACUCCGCGGGCCCCAUCACCCUGUCUCCCUCGGGUGCCACCAACGCCACUGCCGCUGCCACCAACGCCUCGGCGCCUUGCACCAAGAAGAGGUCUGUCGGGAGCAUUGCGGGUCGCCUGCAGUACGUGCGCCAGGCUUAA